Messenger RNA from Rotaria sp. Silwood2, 675 nucleotides. The record is from the annotation of a GenBank genome assembly. Lineage: Eukaryota; Metazoa; Rotifera; Eurotatoria; Philodinida; Philodinidae.
AUGCCAAAAGAAUUUUCAUUGGAGUUCAAACAAAUGGCAUUUUCGAUAAUCGAUUUUGUCGAAAAAGAAAAAUAUGGCCCAUCAAUAGCUCUUAAUAAUGUUACUGAUCGUCUCCAAGCAAUACUUGGCAUCUCCGAAAGAUCAGUCUACCGAUUAAAACGUGAAAUGAAAAAAUUAAAGGACGAACAAGAAGAAUCUGUUAGACACACGCGUUCAUCAAGUUCUUCGUUGUCUCCAAAGUCACUGUCACCAGUAAGACGUCCAGGUCGUCCGAAAGUACAACUAACAACUCUUGAACAAGAUACAAUUAGAUUAACAUUUCAUAAUAUAUUGAAAGAUAAAACUUACCCUACUGUUGAAAAUUUAUUAUCUACACAGUUAAGUCAAUAUCCUGAAUUUCCGAUAAAAUCAAAAACAUCAUUGCGUCGCGAAAUGAAAAUACUGGGGUUUAAGUGUAGAGAAACCAAAAAAUCAAAGAUUUUAAUGGACUCAGUGGCCUUUCAAGCUCAACGUGCUGUGUACUUUAGAAAAAUCGAUCAAUUGCGAUCAAUGAAUUCUUUAUUGUACUAUCACGAUGAGACAUGGUUAUGUAAAAAUGAAGAAAAAACAAUUGUAUGGUUUGAUGAUAAAGGAUAUGGACGUCUUCGAAACAAUGUAGGAAAAGGUGAUGAGUAA